CUUUAGGAUUGCCUGGCCGAAGAAGAUAAUAUAAAUCUGAUAGCGUUGUUGCGUUGUCUCUACACGAUCAUUCUAGGUCAUUCCUCACAUUUCCUCGUCACUCUCUAGAAAUCUCAUUUCAAUAUGGCCGAGGCACAUGCUGCUCCUAAUGCUGAGUUAUUGGAAUGGCCUAAGAAGGACAAGCGUAGAUUCCUUCAUGUUGUGUACCGUGUUGGUGAUCUUGAUCGUACCAUCAAGUUUUAUACUGAAUGUUUUGGGAUGAAGUUGCUGAGGAAAAGAGACAUUCCUGAAGAGAAAUACUCCAAUGCCUUUCUUGGUUUUGGCUCAGAAGAGACUAAUUUUGUUGUGGAGUUGACAUACAAUUAUGGUGUGUCUUCAUAUGAUAUUGGAACUGGUUUUGGUCAUUUUGCGAUUGCAACUCCAGAUGUUUACAAAUUGGUUGAAGACAUCCGGGCCAAGGGUGGUGUUGUCACUAGAGAGCCUGGUCCUGUUAAAGGUGGACAAUCUGUUAUUGCCUUUGUGAAGGAUCCUGAUGGUUAUGUUUUUGAGCUUAUCCAAAGAGGUCCAACUCCUGAGCCACUCUGUCAAGUAAUGCUUCGUGUUGGCGAUUUGGAUCGCUCAAUCAAGUUUUAUGAACAGGCCUUAGGAAUGAGGGUAGUUAAGAAGGUUGAUAGACCCGAGUACAAGUACACCUUAGCCAUGCUGGGUUAUGCAGAGGAACAUGAGACAACUGUUCUUGAGUUGACAUACAAUUAUGGUGUGACUGAAUAUACCAAGGGGAAUGCAUAUGCACAGAUUGCUAUUGGCACUGAUGAUGUAUACAAAAGUGCUGAGGUUGUCAACCUGGUCACACAAGAGCUUGGAGGAAAGAUUACUCGACAACCAGGGCCAAUUCCCGGACUCAACACCAAGAUUACCUCUUUCCUGGAUCCCGAUGGCUGGAAAACUGUCCUCGUUGACAAUGAAGAUUUUUUGAAGGAACUGCAUAAAGAAUAAUCUCGUAAAUGGAUGAUUAAGCUGAUUAAGCGCUUAAAAUGUCUUAUUACUUUCCUUUGAAUAAGUUAGUGUGUAGCGUCGGUCAGGGCCGCUAAGCAUGCUUUUAAUAUGCACAGUAACUGUGUGUCUUAUGGUUGUAUGUGUGACUUGAGCCAUAUUUAAUUAAUGCAUCUACUGGUGUUUAUGUGGUAGGCAAUUUGACUA
Messenger RNA from Quercus lobata, 1200 nucleotides. Its product is annotated as lactoylglutathione lyase GLX1. Lineage: Eukaryota; Viridiplantae; Streptophyta; Magnoliopsida; Fagales; Fagaceae. Gene Ontology annotation, molecular function: lactoylglutathione lyase activity; metal ion binding. The coding region runs from base 124 to 996 and encodes 290 amino acids. The record is from RefSeq and is a predicted model, not a curated record. The transcript is spliced from 9 exons. Gene Ontology annotation, cellular component: cytoplasm.